This is a messenger RNA of Drosophila subpulchrella, 2735 nucleotides long. RefSeq lists its product as uncharacterized. The record is from RefSeq and is a predicted model, not a curated record. Bases 1 to 2001 code for a protein of 666 amino acids. Lineage: Eukaryota; Metazoa; Arthropoda; Insecta; Diptera; Drosophilidae. The transcript is spliced from 2 exons.
AUGGAACUAAGUCGGACGCUGCUGUUGUUAACUAACUUAUUUGUACUAAGCUACUUGGCUAUGACUUCCUUACACGUCAAGCAUGAGCACCUUAUCAAGACAUCGGAGUGCCAUAUUCCAUACUCCCCAAAAAAAAUGCAAACUAUAAAAAAGUACACUGAUAAUAUCAAAUUGUGCUCCGCAGACGAUGACUUGAUAAGCAUUCGCUUUGACGAGAAAAUGCAGCAAUAUGUGUUGAAUGUAAACGAUAAUAUUGCCCAGUUGAGACUAGGGGCUAUGGAGGAGAAAUCCCCCUUAGUAGGCUACAACUGCAGUUAUCGCAAAAUCCUUAGGGUCAAUCGCAAUACAACUGCCGAUGCACCCGUUUUUUUAAGUGAGGAAGUCGCGUUUUCGGAUGGCUAUGUUGUGCCCCGUGAUGUCGAGGGUCUAAAAGCAGCCUGUCGAAAUGAACUGGCCGAGGAUCUACAAUCAGACACUUUUGCCCUUGUGCAACCUCUUCAGACCUAUACCCCACUUAUUUCGUGGCAUAGAAGACCCAAUGUUGUUAUGAUUGGAGUCGAUGGCGUUUCCCAAAUCAACUUCCGACGCAAUAUGCCCUUAAUAUUGAAGCAUCUGAGAAUGCAGGGGUGGUUCCAAAUGGUCGGAUAUACCAGAGUGGGUGAGGGUGCCCUGCCCAAUUUAAUGGCUUUACUAACGGGCUACAGUCCUCAUACUUGGAUGAAUCUGAAGUGCGGCUUAAGUAAAAUUGGUUGCAUUAAGACAAUGCCGUUGAUAUGGAAGCGUUUUAAAAAGAAGGGCUAUAUCACUGCCUAUGCCGAAGGAAUGUCCGACUUGACUAUAUUCAAUCUGGACAAGUCUGGAUUUUUUAAAAGUCCUAUGGACUUUUAUGCUCGACCUUUUCUGAAGCAAAACAUGAGACGAGACUGCAUUGGCAGGCGCUUGAAUACCAAGUACAUCUACGACUGUUGUGAGCAAUAUUUAAAGCGACAUGCAAACUCAACUCGACCGAUGUUUGGAAUUUUUUUUGCCAACAGUAUAAACUCUGAGCAAUCCUAUGCUAAUGAUAAAAUGCAAGUUGACCUCAUGGAAAUGUUGACAAAACUAAAAAAAACGGGUGUUCUUUCCCAGUCGAUUGUUAUUCUUUUCAGCGAUCAGGGACCAAUGCGAAAGGGAAAGAAUAAGGACUUCCUCGAGGAAAGCCUGCCCAUUUUGUUUUUUUGGCUACCACCGUGGUUCAGGGUAAUGCAUCCGGAAAUAGUUCAGUCCUUGAGGAUCAAUAGUAACCGACUGACUUCCCCAUACGACCUACAUCUCACCCUGCAGCACCUUUUAGAGCUGGGGGAACGUUGGCCUCGAGUGGUGGACAAGCUAGUGGAUUGUCCCACCUGUCAGACUCUCCUUGCUCCAGUCCCCGAGAAUCGUACUUGUUCGGAUGCCGGAAUAGGAGAAUCACACUGUCCGUGUGAUAGCUACAAGCUGCUUAACGUCAAGCAGAUUAAGCAAUUGUCCUUGGGAAAGCUACUCGUCCGCAGCAUCAACGAAUUCCUGCACCAUUACAAUUUGCAGGAGCUCUGCUCCAAUCUCACAUUGAAAUCAGUCAAAACGGUUCAACAACGAAAGGACAAAAAGGUGUCAGAUGGCAGCACCUAUCGAGUGCAAUUCACUGCCAGCCCGAACAACCCAAGGUUUUCAGCCACUACACGCUACAAUCACAAGCACCAAGUUUUGGAAUACAUAAAUGUAGAGUCCGUAAGUCGAUUGAAUCACUACCAAAAUGAUUCCGAUUGCAUGCGCCGAAUACGAGGCAGGAAGUUCUGUAUUUGCGAGAGCCGAAUCGUAAAGGGUAAUUCGCAAUCAAAGGAUAAUGCCAAAGAGAAACAGAAUAAAAUAAAGAAAACGAAGAAAGAAGUUCCGAAGAAGAAAAAAGUAGAUGACAGCUUAUAUGAACUACCAGACAUGCAGCCAGAAAUCAACGAAGAUAUUGAAAUUAUCUCCGUAUAGGUGUGUUAUGCCAGAAAUGAAGUGCAGCUCUCCCUACUUUUAGACUAUUUAGUUAUAACGGAGUUUAGCAGUAGAGGUCUGCUGUUAAUGUUCGUUAUUGGUUUUAUCCCAACUAUCUAGCUUGCUCAGCGUUCUUACGGACGGACAGACGAACAUGCGGAAAAACGGACAGACGCACAUGGCUAGUCGCCUCAGCUGGUGAUCAUGACCAAAAAUAUACUUUAUAGGGUCGGAAAAGUUUCAUUCAACCUGAUACAUACUUUCCGACCAUUCCAAUAUACGCUUUUAAUCUACGGGUAACGGGUAUACAAAACUAAGAAUGAACUUUGCCGACUUAACAGCUUAUGUGAGUAACCAUUGUCCAAUUUAAUUUCAGCACGUAUUUAAUUUAUUAUACAAUUUAAAACAAGUAGAAAAAUAAAAUCUAUGGUGUAAAAUGCCAAAGGACGUGCCACAGCAUAAAUCACAUAAAAAAAAAAUAAAACUUGUGUAUAGAUUAAAAAGAAAGGUACGUUUUUUUAUAGAUUUUCGUGGUGUGGUGCACUAUGACCUCCACCUCCACCUCCACCAGGCUAAACUGUUAAUAAGGAAUAUUAUUUAAGGGUUAUUCGUAUCAUAGUCAGCAACAACUCUUGGUUUUUGCAUCACGAUAAGGAGAUAUAAGAAGAAGACGCUAAUGGCUAUACCGGGAAUUGAAUAGUUGGCAUGUUUCGAGGAUUGGAAAAAACGUUGGC